AUGAGCAGCAGUAACACAACCAUUAGCACUAUCCAAUCUCCUUCAGGUGAAAAACAAGAUAAUACCGAAACAGUUGAUAGUGAUGAAAUGACAAAGGUAGAAAUCACAUUUCCAAUCGCUGAACUUAAUAAACUGGAGGAAAUGAUAAAUAAAACACGUUGGGUAGUUCCAGUUUUACCGGGUGGUGAAUUACUGGUGUUAUUAGAGUCUUCCAUUAAAAUUGGCCAACAAAGUGAUAUAUUUGAAUGUACAGAUGAAGCACAUCAAUAUUGUCAGAGAUUUAUUAAAGAUGGCCUAGUUUCAUCCUUUACUAAAAUUUUAUGCGAUGAUGCCAGAUCAAUUGUGAAAAACAUUGAGAAACUGGUAGAAUUAUGCGUUGUAACGUUUCAUCAAGAUAUUUUGCCGUUACUUGAUUUAUUAGCUGUAGCAAUGAAUCCGAGCUCAAGUGGAUCGCGUGCUGAAUGGACCCAAUCUAACUGUGCCAAUCAUUGCGUCCUUGAUCAGGCCAUUCGGAAAUUGUGCCGAUUUCUUAACGGAAACUACCCUUCGGAAUUACAUGAUGCCUAUUGUGGUGAGGAUCAUAUCACCAAGUUAUUGGAUAAGCUCAGCGAUGACGAGUUGAAGAAAGAAUCCAAGAGUGAAUCGAAAAGUGACGCAAUAUCUAGCAUUAUUAGGGCUUUGAAGAAUCUGUCUGUUAGGGUGCCAGGCAAAGAAGAAGUAAUCCGAACUGUUGAACUGUUUAGACUUAAGAUUGUAUUAAGGUUAUUACAGAUGUCUUCCUUCAAUGGCAAAAUGAGUGCCUUAAACGAGAUGAACAGAUUAAUAAUGAACGUAUCGUACAUUACUCAUCGUAAUACUGGCUCUUCAUAUCCAGAUGAUGAUUGGCUAACAGCGGAUCGAAUCGCUGAAUGGAUACAACAAAAUGAUGUUCUUAAUGUAGUUUUACGGGACAAUUUACAUCAACCACAAUACGUUGAAAAAUUAGAGAAAAUCCUUCGUUUUGCGAUUAAAGAAAAGGCUGUUACAUUUCGUGAUCUUGAUUUAAUAUGGGCGGCCCAGGCUGGAAAACACGAAGCCAUUGUAAAAAAUGUGCAUGAUUUGCUAGCAAAGCUAGCUUGGGAUUUUUCCGCGCAACAACUGGAUUAUUUAUUCGACUGUUUUCAAAAAAGUUGGACCAAUGCAUCUAAUAAACAAAGAGAGAAAUUGAUUGAAUUGAUUAGACGUCUUGCAGAAGAUGAUAAAGAAGGCUUCAUGGCCCAAAAAGUUUUAGAAUUAUUGUGGAAUUUAGUUCACGACAGGGACGUCCCUAUUGAAAUUAUGGAUUUAGCCUUGUCUGCACAUAUUAAAAUUUUGGACUACAAUUGCUCACCGGAUCGCGAUGUACAAAAGACAAAUUGGAUCGAUAAAUGUGUAGAAGAGCUGAAAGAAAGUAAUUGGGUCAUUCCAGCUGUCAAGCACAUCCAAGAAAUUUGUCAGCUAUUUUAUGAGGCACCUCGAGAUUAUUCUCGUUCUCAGCCAUUAUCGCAUUUAUUUUAUCGCCAUGAAGUUAUAAAUCAGUUACAACAGAAACACAAAAUUGUUUCUGUAACCGCAGAAAACUUAUCGAUUUAUAUGAAUAAGGCCAGAGCACAUUUUCAAGCUUUUCGAGAGAAUUCCACCUCAGACGUUAUGCCUGCUUCGCACUAUUCCCAUUCUCAACAAGUUGACGAAAGACUUACAUUUUUGAGAUAUUGUUUAAGAGACGGCCAUCUAAUUUUACAAUUGCCUGAAGCCGAACUUAUUUGGUUUUGCUUGGCUGAAAAAGGAAUCCACUUAAGUGAUAGAGAAGCUUGUUUUACUUGGUUUUCUAGGAUUUUAGAAGAUACCACUGUAAUGCAACCUGAGACAUGUCAGAAGUUCUUUGAAAAAAAUAUUCUGACGUUCGACCCUAGCCUUCUUACAGAAAACGGCGUCAGGUGCUUUGAAUUAUUUUUUCGUGCUGUUAACGGAGGUACUAAAAUUAAUAAUGAAACAAAGCCGAUAUACAAACAUGACCAAGAGCUCAUUGGUGUAGAUUAUAUCUGGAGGGUUGUAUUAUGUAGCGAAGAGGAUGUGGCAAAUAAAGCGAUUGAGUUAUUGAAGGAAACUUAUAUAACCUUAAAUCCAGAUGUACAGAAUAGUCAGGUUUUGGCUGAUAGCGAAUUUAUAGAGACUUGCAUGAAACGCUUGCAAGUGUCAUGCAACAAUUUAAGGUCUUUUGCUAUGACCGAAAGUAGUUCCACCGAAAGUCAAGACAUGAUUGUCAGAGAAGCUACUCGUAACGUUAGAGUCCUGAAAGUAAUAAAGGAUUACUUUGCAGACUGUGAUGAUGAAUUUUCUGGAGAUAGGACAAUCUUACCGCAUGGGAGGUUAAGGUCUUGUGGUAAUAAUCGUACGGAUUUAUAUGUAAAUAAUGAAAUUUUAAAUCCGGCUGAUGAUAACAAAUUGGUUUGUGAUAUGCCAAUACGUGAUAGAUCGAUCAUAUAUGCGAAAGUAAAUCAAGGAAUUAAUUCUGUACCGUCGUCGCCAGACAGUUCUUCAGAAUCUUCUUCUGGCUAUCCUAAUGGGCAUUAUGAUGGCCCAAAUAUUGAUGCAGAAAAAUGCCUACCAGGAGUGGUAUUUGCUGGAAUGGAAAACCAUGUUAAAUUUUUGUUCGACCUGGCUGAUGUGGGUGCUAUUUUCGAAGCAACCGAUGGCAUAGUAAAUGGUGUCUAUGAUUUGCUGCAACGAUUACCCUCAGCAAAUUUUAUUACAAAGAACGUAGAAACGGUGUGUAAAGGUAUAGUUGAACAGUAUGAUGAAGUUCAUGACGGAGGAAUGUUGAAAAACCAACUUGGGGAGACCGUUUCUCUACGCAGUCUGUAUUCGUUAGAGGUAAUUUACGCUAUGUUGAUGCCUGCUUUUUUACCACAAAGUGAAAGCACUGAAAAUUUUCAGAAAUCCUUUAUUAAAUCUGGUGGUUUAAGCUAUAUUUUUAGCUUUCUUCGGCAAAAUAUAUCUGAGCAAUCGUGUAAUAGAAUGAUACAGAGGCAAUUAUGCCAUCUGUGUUUGAAAAUAGGAAAAUUUUUGCUGACCGUAACUGGUCAUGCCCAGGUUGCAAUCGUUGCUGAUGCUGUUCGUGAAAAUGGAAAUUCAUCUGUUACGCCUGCUGCACACUCGGCUGCUCUAGUUUUACAACAAGCUUUGCAGACAGUUCCAUGUCCUCAAUCUGAGUUUAUGUUAAUAAAUAUCGCCGCAAAAAUGGGGAAAAUUAUGAAAGAGAAGGCUACAAGGUACAUGCCUAGUAUUGAAGACAUACGGCUUUUCAUCAAGAUUGCUUGGACUUCCGCUGGCGGUCUCCUGUCUUGCAUCAAUAUCUCUAUCGACGAAUUACAGAAGGCUUUCCGUCAUGGAAAGACCUCGACGGUUACAUCGUGUAUUGACGAAGGUCCUGUUGCAAUGGAAGCCCUUGAGGUUUUAGGUGUAUCCUUGGCGCUGUGUCCUUCAAUUUUGGAUACACUUAGUCGUGAAAAGUCAUGGCAGCUGUUUAUCGUAGACGUGUUGUCUGUUCGAAUUUGUGCUGCUGAGCAGUUUUUAACGAUCGCUACUAAGUGUAGCCCUGGAAAUAGAUGUCUCUUACAUUUUCUAGAACUAUUUUUUUCAAUUUUAACGACUGCUGUAGAAGAAUUUGCGCUGUUUUCUGGAGAAUACUUUUUGCUUUCAUGCAGGCUGUUAAAUUACGGCCAUGUAACCAAGGUCCCAGUUUCUAAAGCGGAGAACUUGCUUCUUAAUGAAAUUAGUUGGUUACGAAAUAUAAAGGAGAAAUUUAAAAAGAAUAACGUGCUUGGUGACAUUGAUCAAAUAUUACUAGACGGCCAUCUAAGCGUCACCAAAGAGCUCUUAUCCUUUAUCUCCGGUCAAAAGAAAUCGUACAUUGGCUGCAAAUAUGACAACAUUAGUUUCAUAGAGGAACUCAUGUACCAAUUUUUGUUUCCUGCUUCGAAGUUGCUACAUGAUAUUGGAUCCAAGAAAGACGACAUAAAUUGGAAACAGGUGAAGCGAAUUUGUCAUACCCCUAUUACUACUAAUGCCGCAAUGGAUCUAUUAGUCGCAUUCUGUGUCGGUUCAAUAUCGAACUUCCACCUUGUAUGCAAUAUUUUAUCUGAAUUGUUUAAUUACCCGGAAAUUUCUAAUGCUUUGGAUGUCUGGGAGUAUUCUCCUACCGUUGGAUGUAGACCUUCUAAUGGUUAUGUUGGACUAAAAAAUGGUGGUGCUACAUGCUAUAUGAAUUCUGUGCUACAGCAGGUAUGUAAAAGUGUCCUAAACGUUCAGACAAGUUUUGAAAAAGAAGAGGUAGACGCUUACGACGGUUCUGAUAAGGGAGGCGAUAUCGAGUUGAAUAUUGACCCCUAUAUCCGGGAAGAUCGGCAGAGGUUUCAAGAUAGUAGAAAAGAUAUGCCGAUAAAAGAAUAUAAUUUAUGUUUGUUAAAGCAAGUACAGAGUAUAUUUGCGCAUUUAACCGAAAGUCUUUUACAAUACUAUAUCCCUCGUGGUUUCUGGAAAAUGUUUCGUCUUCAAGGUAAUCCAGUUAAUUUAAGAGAACAACAGGACGCUUACGAAUUCUUUAAUAGUUUAGUGGAUACACUGGAUGAAGCAUUGAAAGAUCAAGGUUUUCCGCCAUUUUUGUCGCAUGUUUUUGGUGGUACAUUUGCUGAUCAAAAGAUCUGUAAGGGUUGCCCUCACCGUUAUUCGCGAGAUGAAUCUUUCACCGCAAUCAGCGUUGAUAUUCGUAACCAUCAGAACAUGGUUGAAUCUUUAGAGCAAUAUGUUAAAGGAGAUUUGCUCGAAGGCGUUAAUGCAUAUUAUUGUGAAAGAUGCGAUAAAAAGGUUGACACCGUGAAGAGGAUGUGUAUUAAAAAGUUACCAAAGAUUUUGGCAAUUCAGUUGAAAAGAUUUGAUUACGACUGGGAAAGGGAUUGCGCUGUAAAAUUUAACGAUUAUUUUGAGUUUCCACGUGAAUUCGAUAUGGAGCCAUUUACUGUGGCUGGACUGGCUAAAAUUGAAGAUGAAAGCAUAGAAGAUAUCGAAACUGAUAGUGAAGACUCUCCAGUUACUCAGUACCGGCUAGUUGGCAUGAUUGUACACAGUGGUCAAGCUAAUGGUGGUCACUAUUAUUCUUAUAUAAUAAAAAGGGGUGAAGAUGGUAAUGGUGGUCAGUGGUUUAAAUUUGAUGACGGAGAUGUUACAGAAUGUAGGAUGGACGACGACGAGGAAUUGAAAUCUCAGUGUUUUGGUGGUGAAUACAUGGGUGAGGUAUAUGAUCAAGUAGUAAAAAGAAUGUCAUUCCGACGUCAAAAAAGAUGGUGGAAUUCCUAUAUCCUUUUUUAUGAAAGAAAAGACAUUGUAGAUAAUGAUGGAAAUAUGCAUGGUUUCCAGCAAGCUGUAAAUAUACCUAAACAAAUUCACGGUGCCGUCAUUCGACAAAAUAUCUAUUUUUUGCACGAACAAAUGCAUUAUAGCUACGAAUACUUUCAAUUCAUUCGUAAGCUAAUAAUUGCCAACUUUCAGCACCUUAGCCGGGAUAAUCAACCACCUGAUCUGGAAGAAUUUGGUGUUUUAAGUAUCGAGAUGGCUAGUAAAUUUUUAUUUAGUAUAGGAUUUAGAACGAAAAAGGGCAUUAGGGGUUCAUAUAACGACUGGUACGAUGCUAUUGCGUUAAUAUUUCGCCAUAGUAGAAAUGCAAGAAUAUGGUUUGCACGGAAUGUGCUAUUUGCGCAUCCUCAAAGAUUUACAGAAUAUCUAUUGGAAUGUCCAGUUGGGGAGAUGCGGUACACAUUUGCCAAAAUUAUUGUUACACUAUGCCAUCUGACAUUGAUAGAAACACCGACAUCACCUUUGAGAUUAUCAUCAGCGGAUAAUGAUGACGAGGAGACCGAAUAUACGCAUUCUAUUAGUGAUAACAUUCUUAAGGCAGUUUUAUCGCUAAUUAAUAGAGAUUUGCCUGAACAUGGCCGAUAUUAUCAACAGUAUUUUCAGUUGUUUUUAAUGUAUGCUAAUUUUGGAAUGGGCCAGAGAAUUCAACUGCUACGCUUAGGCGUUGCAGAUGUCUUUAUGAACUUAAGUUCGGACGAAAAUACGGGAUCGGUAUUGAGAUACCAAUCUCAGGAUCUUAGUAAACUACAUGCAGUUACUUCGAUACUUAUUCGCAGCUGUGAUAUAUCCAAUAAAGAAAAACAAUGUGAAACCAUGCCUGGCAAUUAUGGAGAAAACCCAUAUACCGAGCUCUCACCACAUGAUCAUAAAAAAUGGAUUCUACCGUUACCUCGAGAAGUAGAAAUGUUGUUAUUUAUCAGAAAAAUAUAUUUGAAGAAGAUCUUGGAAGAAUAUCCUGGAAAUGAAGAAACCGCCAAGUUGAUCGAGUUUUGUUCUUGGGAAAAUGAGCAUUUCUCGAGGCUGAUUGUUUCCAAGCUGCUCUAUUAUAUCCAGCACGCUCCGUCUGGGGAUCGUUUAAAGCCUUACAUAGAUUUAUUUGUUAGUGUGUUGACCAUAGAAGAUUCUUGGCAACAACAGCGUAUACACCUAGCUAUGCAAGGUAUUUCCGAUGAACGACUUGGUAUCUUUGAUAUCAUUAUCAACUCUCGUGGUCGUCAUCAAAAGCGCUCAUAUUUGUGUAUGAAAUUCCUUGUAUCAUUUAUUCCUAGCUAUAGAGUGGCAUUGGAAUUAUUUCAAGAUAAUCAUGUUUGGAAGCAAAAGUGGACUGAAGCAGUUAACUGGCUAGGAGACGAAUUGGAUAGGAAUACCUAUCCUACCGGUAGCGGCUAUGGUUAUACAAAUUGGUCUCCCCCUGCACAAUCGAACGAAACUUCGGCUGGAUCACUUUUGGAACGAUCUAAUAGUGCACGUGUUGUUUACGCGAAAGCUUUGGAAUUAGUCGAUGAGGGUGAAUAUGAUGAUAUUGAAGAAAUCGAUGAACUUAACGCUCAAAAUGAGCGUAACAAACGCUAUCACGCAGCCCCUAAUCGUUACUUUCCGGAAUCUGACGAUAAUCUUGCUGCUAGCGAAUCGACGCGGCACGAAAAUUCUGAUGAAGAAAAUAGAGGCUCAAGGAGAAAUUUAGGAAAUUAA
Trichoplax adhaerens is the source of this 7122-nucleotide messenger RNA. RefSeq lists its product as uncharacterized. Gene Ontology annotation, biological process: protein deubiquitination; cell migration. NCBI's taxonomy places the organism in Eukaryota, Metazoa, Placozoa, Uniplacotomia, Trichoplacea, Trichoplacidae. The transcript has 65 exons. The coding region runs from base 1 to 7122 and encodes 2373 amino acids. Gene Ontology annotation, cellular component: nucleus; cytosol. Gene Ontology annotation, molecular function: cysteine-type endopeptidase activity; cysteine-type deubiquitinase activity. The record is from RefSeq and is a predicted model, not a curated record.